UAUUUUGAUAAGUUAUUGCCGAUAUGAAGCUGAAAGAUAUUGCUUCGACAACAAUGCUCUGUGCAAUCAUUAAAAAAGGAAAUAUAAUGUUUUUACAAACAUAUUUUUUUAGCAGCAUGCAUGUAUUUAUCCCAGAUCGACCGAUCACAGUUUUGUCAGCACGUAAAAAUGAUGGGUGGGGUAAUUUUUAAUCAUGACAGCGCAUUCAACUUGUCACAAUGAGCCAUACCACGCCAGUUUGUUAAGAUUAAUAUUAUGUUUUCACAAAAUACAUACUAUUAUGCAAUAUAGAGGGCCAAGACUUGUGAUGUUUUUAUUUUAAGGUAAAUAAAAGCUGUCCUAAGUCAACAUGUAGUUGUCAAGUACAACAAAUGGCAAGAAGUUAAUAUCCUAACAUCAAGUUUAUUUCGGGGCUACAUUUUACCGAUUAUGGCGGAACUGUGUAUUCCGUCAGACGAUGCAGUCAUGGACAUAGGUGUUUCCAGGCCCAGUAAACUAGCAACUAUCAAACAUGUACUUAGUCUACAUUCAUCACUGGGAUCAAGUGAUACAGCUUGUGCUAAAAAGUUGAUUGAUGAAUUUCCCUCAUACUGCAAUUGUGAUUUCCAAAGUCUGAAAAAGAAAAUAGGACUUGUGGCUAAGAAAUCAGCAAUGUUAAAAAGAAACAAAACUAAAACUAGCUUAUUGCACGAAGAGUUCUUGCAACAAGAAUUUGUUCCGCCUGUUAGCAAGUUAGAGAGUAGUUUAAAAGUUGAUGAAUUGAAUAAUGACCAAGGUGAAAUUGCGCAAAAAGUAAUUGCUACAACCCAGUCAGUAGUUAGGGAGAAUAGGGAUCUUAAGAGAAAAAUAUCUGAAAUUGAAGAAAGCCGUGCAGAAUUAGAAAAUGAAAUUAAGUUCAAAGACAAUCGUUUGCAAUUAGCUUUUAAUUCUUUAAAUAGUAUUGCCACCGGUUAUAAAGAACUGACUGACACCAGUGUUAAAAGUAAAGCUGAAAUGGAGAAGCAUAUACUUGAAUAUCAGAACAAGUAUGAGGAAGCAACAGCUCAAAUCUUAAAACUUACAGACGACUUAUCUGUUGCUCGUGAAAAAAUUUCUAAGUACACACCACGAAAUGUUAAUAAAAAAUUGAAAAGAAAAGCAAGUCAAAUUGAAAGUCUAGCUUCCCAGAACGAGCUUCUAGCUAAAGAAAACAAGGGUCUUAAGAUAGAAAAUGAAAGUCUGUGGGGACAUAUUUUAAUACAUGAAGAUACUUUGAUGGAAGAGGAGGAAAAUGAAAAAGUGAAAGGGUUGAAGUUUGAAAAAGUUAACCUACAGAAACGUAUUUCUAGACUUGGUAAAAAGAUAGAAUCUUUGAAAACAGAAAAACAUCAAAUACGAAUGGAAAAAGAGACAAUAGAAAACAAUUUUGACACAGAAAUAGCCGAUUACAAGAAGGAGAUCAAAGAACUACAACAGAUAAUUGAUAUCAGUGAUUCCAAUGAAGUAGUAACAUUUGAGAAUGGGAAGUACACCAAUGAAAUCCGCCAGUGUUGCAUGCAGUUAAUACAUGAGGGAAAUGUUAGUUUAAACAAAGUACCGGACGUCAUUUCUUCAGUCAUGAGGGCCCUGACAGGUAAAGUGCCCCAGCGUCUCCCAUCAAAGACCCUGCUCAGUUGGUUGAGUGCAGAGGCAAAGGUGGUCUCUUCAAGACAUGUUGCACAGGCCAUGUUAGAUGGUUUCAAUCCCGCUGACAAUAAAGGACACACCCUGCACCAGGAUGCCACAUCCAAGUUCCACAACCAUUAUGAAGGGUAAAUGAACUGAUGCGGCCGAACUCGACAAACAUUUUGGUAUAUAACUUUUUAAUAUUUAGAUAGGUUUUUAUGUAAAAUAUGGACAAAUACAGCAUAAACUAUGUGUGUUUUUGUCUAUGUUGGUGCCAUAAUGGAAGCAUAUGUGUUAAUGAAGAAAAGGUUUUUUAUGUCACCAAAAUAUGCGUACCCUCAACGUACUUAAAAUCCCAUAACUCGGAGAGUUGUUGGUCGAUUUUCAUAAUUUUUGUACUGUUGUGCUAGUUUAGAAUAGCUCUACAUGAAAAUUACAGUCUUAAAUACAUAUAAAUGAAAUAUCCUUACCCCCCUGAACU
Messenger RNA from Dreissena polymorpha, 2125 nucleotides. RefSeq names its product nuclease SbcCD subunit C-like. The transcript has 3 exons. The record is from RefSeq and is a predicted model, not a curated record. The coding region runs from base 430 to 1794 and encodes 454 amino acids. Lineage: Eukaryota; Metazoa; Mollusca; Bivalvia; Myida; Dreissenidae.